Molecule: messenger RNA, 1116 nt
Organism: Phytomonas sp. Hart1
Lineage: Eukaryota; Euglenozoa; Kinetoplastea; Trypanosomatida; Trypanosomatidae
Source: the annotation of a GenBank genome assembly
AUGACCGGAGACGGUUUUAACGACUCCCCAAGCAUUAAAAUCGCCAACGUCGGCUGCGCGAUGGGCUCCGGCGUCGACGUCACGAAAGGCGUCGCCGAUCUCAUCAUCAUGGACGACAACUUCGCCACGAUCGUGAAGGCGGUGGCGGAAGGGCGGCGGAUUGUGCAGUGCAUUUGCAAAUUCCUCGUCCACCUCCUCUCCAGUAAUGUCGCGGAGGUGAUUGUGUUAAUCUGCGGCCUCGCCUUUACCCAUGAGGGGACCACCCUCUUUAUUCUCUCCCCGCUCGAAAUUUUGUGGUUGAAUAUGCUGACCUCAGCGCCCCCGGCAAUCGGGCUUUCGAUGGACAACCCCACGGAGGAUAUUCUUCUCGUUCCUCCACGCACCGGCGGCAUUUUUAGCCUCGAAUUGAUCUGCGAUACGUGUAUUUAUGGGCUUUGGCUGGGGUUGGCCUCGCUGCUGGGGUUUGUGGUUAUUCUCUACAGCUUCGGCGAUGGCCCGGCCGGGCAUGACUGCAAUAAAACAACGGGAACGGUGGAAUGUCUGCCGAUCUGGCAAGCCCGCUGUACUGCCUUCGGGAUUCUCUACUUUGGUCUCUUUAUUCACGCCUACACCGCACGCCAUCCGCGGCUUUCGGUCUUUCGCAUGAAGUGGCUUGAUAAUAUGUGGAUUUUCGGCUCGGUGGUGUUGGGAACGCUGCUGUUUGUCCCGAUUGUCUACGUGGAUGUCAUCGCGCACAAUAUCUUCGUGCAUCAUAUGAUUACAUGGCACUGGGCCGUCCUCGCGAUCGCGCUAAUUUCUUUUUUGUUUCUCUGCGAGUUGUACAAAAUCAUCAAGAAUAUCUUUUUCCCCAUCAAGAGGCCUGUUAUGUUCUUUGACGAGGGCGACAGAAACGAGAUUAUCCAGGAAUAUCGCACCUUUACACAUACCGAACAUGAUGGACGCUCCAUCGUCGAGAUCAACGAAGAAAACCUGCGCAUGUCCUUUGCGUCAUUUGCGCAUGGUGUCGGAGUGGCCAACACGGCGUCGUUCCGCUUUCCACAAGAAAAGAGGAAACCCACAAAGAGAAAGAGGAAACCCUUAGCCAGCCAAAAUUCGUAUGCGUUAAGUGUAAAAUAA